Molecule: messenger RNA, 3384 nt
Organism: Manihot esculenta (cassava)
Lineage: Eukaryota; Viridiplantae; Streptophyta; Magnoliopsida; Malpighiales; Euphorbiaceae
Product: pyrophosphate-energized membrane proton pump 2
Exons: 15
Coding region: 415-2823 (802 amino acids)
Biological process (GO): proton transmembrane transport
Cellular component (GO): membrane
Molecular function (GO): diphosphate hydrolysis-driven proton transmembrane transporter activity; inorganic diphosphate phosphatase activity
Source: RefSeq, a predicted model, not a curated record
UCAUAAAAAAUUAAGAAAAAAACACAUUUUCUUUUUUAAUUUUCGGUCUCACUCUCUCUCUCAAAAGUCUGCAAAUUUGCAGAGAGCAAGGAGAGAGAAAUAAGCGGAAGAGAGGUAUUCAACCUGCAGCGUUAUCCUGUUAAUGGAAGUCCCAGCACUUGUCAACUUUCAUUGAACGGAGGCUCAAUUACCGUCGAAGCUGGAAAAUCUAUAGUUUUUGCAGCUUCGCUUUUGGUUCUACAUCUCAUCAGAAGAAUUUGGUGAUUUCUUGUAUCUCAUCAGUUGAAACUCUAGUGAUUUCACUGGACAGCAUAGAGCAAUCAAAUUCAGCAACCCAGUUCAGGGGGUGACCUGCCCCAAGGCAAGGACAACAUCUCAUUUCCUGUUGCCUGGAGGGUGAAUUCAUCCCAUAAAAUGAUGACGCAUGAUGAUGUUGAGGGUGGUAAUUUGGGGCAUUAUCAAGACAGGCCAAGGACUUUCCCCAACAUGCGUAGUAAACCUUACACUCCAGUUCUUGUUCGAGCCCUCCUGGGAAUAAAUGUCCGUGUUCUUUUUAUACUUCUGCUCUUGGGUUUAGGAGCAAUCUUUUACAUUGGAGCUAGUACUUCUCCAAUUAUUGUGUUUGUAUUUACAAUUUGUAUCAUCAGCUUCCUUUUUUCAAUAUAUCUUACAAAGUGGGUACUAUCGAAGGAUGAGGGCCCUCCUGAAAUGGCUCAGAUAUCAGAUGCAAUACGUGAUGGAGCUGAAGGUUACUUCAGGACUCAGUAUGGGACAAUCUCAAAGAUGGCAAUUCUGCUGGCCCUGGUGAUCCUCUGCAUAUAUUUGUUCCGUACCACGACUCCACAACAAGAAUCUUCUGGUCUAGGGAGGUCAACAUCUGCAUAUAUCACAGUUGCUGCAUUCCUUUUGGGGUCUUUAUGUUCCGGAAUAGCAGGUUAUGUUGGGAUGUGGGUGUCAGUUCGUGCAAAUGUUAGAGUUUCUAGUGCUGCAAGGCGGUCAGCUAGAGAAGCAUUGCAGGUAGCUGUCCGUGCUGGUGGUUUCUCUGCUAUAGUGGUUGUUGGUAUGGCUGUAAUUGGUGUGGCCAUCCUUUAUGCUGCAUUUUAUGUUUGGUUGGAAGUGGAUUCUCCAGGUUCAAUGAACGUUACCGAUUUGCCCCUUCUCCUUGUGGGAUAUGGUUUUGGAGCUUCCUUUGUUGCCCUUUUUGCUCAAUUGGGUGGUGGAAUAUACACAAAAGCAGCUGAUGUUGGGGCUGACCUUGUUGGGAAAGUAGAGCAGGGAAUCCCUGAAGAUGAUCCUAGAAAUCCUGCAGUGAUUGCAGAUCUGGUUGGAGACAAUGUGGGUGAUUGUGCUGCCCGAGGUGCUGAUCUUUUUGAAAGUAUUGCUGCUGAAAUAAUCAGUGCUAUGAUACUUGGAGGAACAAUGGCUCAACGUUGCAAAAUUGAGGAUCCUUCUGGCUUCAUCUUGUUUCCUCUUGUUAUUCAUUCUUUUGACUUGGUUAUAUCUUCCGUUGGAAUACUUUCAAUUAAGAGCACUCGUGAUUCUAGUGUGAAGUCUCCCAUAGAGGAUCCAAUGGCAAUCCUUCAGAAAGGAUACUCUAUUACAAUAGUUUUGGCAGUUAUCACGUUUUGUGCGUCUACUCGUUGGAUGCUUUAUACAGAACAAGCACCAUCAGCGUGGUUUAACUUUGCCUUGUGUGGAUUGGUUGGUAUUGUCACGGCAUAUGUUUUUGUCUGGAUCACCAAAUACUAUACUGACUACAAGCAUGAGCCUGUACGCACAUUAGCUCUUGCUAGCUCCACUGGUCAUGGGACUAACAUAAUUGCGGGAGUUAGUUUGGGUCUGGAAUCAACAGCUCUUCCAGUUCUUGUGAUUAGUAUGUCUAUUGUCUCAGCUUUUUGGUUGGGUCACACCUCUGGUCUGGUGGAUGAAGCUGGAAAGCCAACUGGUGGGUUGUUUGGUACUGCUGUGGCAACAAUGGGAAUGCUCAGUACUGCUGCCUAUGUUCUUACAAUGGAUAUGUUUGGUCCUAUAGCCGACAAUGCUGGUGGAAUCGUAGAGAUGAGUCAGCAGCCAGAAAGUGUUCGGGAGAUAACUGAUGUUCUUGAUGCGGUUGGGAACACAACAAAAGCUACAACCAAAGGUUUUGCCAUUGGAUCUGCAGCACUUGCAUCUUUCCUUCUAUUUAGUGCUUACAUGGAUGAAGUUGCUACAUUUGCCCAUGAGCCUUUCAAACAGGUUGAUAUUGCCAUUCCUGAAGUUUUUGUUGGUGGAUUGUUGGGCUCCAUGCUUAUUUUCUUAUUCAGUGCAUGGGCCUGCUCAGCAGUUGGCCGAACUGCUCAGGAGGUUGUUAAUGAAGUAAGGAGGCAGUUUAUUGAGAGGCCAGGUAUCAUGGACUACGUGGAGAAACCAGACUAUGGUCGCUGUGUUGCAAUUGUAGCAUCUGCAUCUUUGAGGGAGAUGAUAAAACCUGGUGCUUUGGCUAUUAUAUCACCAGUAGUUGUUGGUUUUCUGUUCCGGAUUUUGGGGUACUAUACGGGACAUCCGCUACUUGGGGCUAAAGUUGUGGCUUCCAUGUUGAUGUUUGGAACGGUUUCCGGCAUUCUUAUGGCUCUUUUCCUAAACACAGCAGGUGGUGCAUGGGAUAAUGCAAAGAAGUAUAUUGAGACUGGGGCACUUGGAGGCAAGGGUAGCGACUGUCAUAAAGCAGCAAUUACUGGAGAUACUGUAGGAGACCCGUUCAAAGAUACAGCUGGACCUUCACUUCAUGUGCUCAUAAAAAUGUUAGCAACGAUCACGCUAGUCAUGGCUCCUGUCUUUCUGUGAAGAGUUGUUGAUAUCUACUGCAGUUCAACACAGCACCCAUAAUCAUCAAAUCUAGAUAUUUUUUCCCUUCCAGAUAUACAUACAAUUACAUAUAGGUGUUUGAUGGACAUGAAGGGUGCCAAUUGCUUGAGGUGCUGAGUUUUUGGAAACCAAAUAAGAGAAGUUAGUAGACUGCUCAAUUAAGCGGGGUUGGUAGAUGCAUAUUUUAGUUUUGUUAGUGUGCUUACACGUAGAGAGCAAUGCUGAUGCAGCAGAUAGAAUGUAGCUUUCUUGUUUAAUUUUAUAUGUUAUUGUUGGAGGAUGGUGCCUGCCUUGAUGUUCCUUUUUACAAGCUCUACCAGGAUUGCGCUUGUAAAGAUCCUUAGCCCAACUAUUUUGGUCGCAUCCGCUGAAAUUUGAUGUUAUGGCGUCUCUAUCAUAGGAGGCAAUACCUCAUGGCAUGUCGUGUAUAGGGAAGUAAGGCGUUUACGCAGAGAUCUGACUUGGAAACUUGAUUUGUGAAUAUUAAUGGACAAUUUCUUGUUUUUGGAUUUGCAGAAAUAAUUAUUUAGCUUAUUGGUA